GUACAGCCCACAAAAAGUCCAAACGACCCGAGACUGACUCCCACCCUCUUUCUCUCUGUCUCUCUCACUCGGUUUCUUUCCGUCAUCCUUCUUCUCUAUUUCCGGGAAUCUUUCAAAUGGAGAAAAAAAAACUAUUUCCACAUGGAUCUGCUUCUAAAUAGCUAAAAUACAGAAAGAGAAGGCUCUGAAGCUAAAAAGAGAGACACCGCCAUCAUCCUCAUCAUCGUCAUCAUCAUCAUCCCAUCGAUAUGGGUAACUGCUGCGGAGCUCAAGCGAACGUAAACCCAGCGUCCAGCAAACCUCCCAGUCCAGCAGAGCUGUCGAAUAAUAACAUCAAACAAGAUAAAUCGAUCAAAGAAAGAAGCGGCAGUGGCAGUGGAAAUGGCAGCUCCAAUGGUGGCGAAAAAACUGAGACAGCUGAAACGGGGAAAAUCAUAACGCCCAAUUUGAAGAUGUUCACUUUCGCAGAGCUGAAGAGCGCCACCAGAAACUUCAGGCCAGACACAAUGUUGGGUGAAGGAGGUUUUGGCAGAGUUUUUAAGGGAUGGGUCGAUGAAAAGACUUACGCCCCGACAAAGGUCAGCGUCGGCAUACCAGUUGCAGUGAAGAAAUCCAAUCCAGAGAGCGAACAAGGGCUCAAGGAAUGGCAGUCUGAGGUGAAAUUCUUGGGAAAAUUCACUCAUCCCAACCUUGUGAAGCUCCUGGGUUAUUGUUGGGAGGAUAAGCAAUUCCUCCUUGUUUAUGAAUACAUGCAAAAGGGAAGUUUGGAGAAUCAUCUUUUCCGAGUUGGAGCGGAGCCACUUACAUGGGAAAUUCGCCUUAAAAUAGCAAUAGGAGCAGCUCGAGGUCUAGCUUUUUUACACACUUCUGAGAAGACAGUCAUCUACAGAGACUUCAAGUCCUCUAAUGUUUUGUUGGAUGGGGAUUACAAUGCCAAACUUUCUGAUUUCGGGUUGGCAAAAUUGGGCCCAUCGAAUGGUGAUUCGCACGUGACAACUCGAAUUGUUGGCACCUAUGGCUAUGCAGCUCCAGAAUAUAUAGCCACAGGUCAUCUGUACGUGAAAAGCGAUGUAUAUGGUUUUGGAGUAGUUCUACUGGAAAUGCUCACAGGCAAACAAGCCCUUGACAUGAACCAGCCGCCGGGACAACAAAAUUUGGUGGAAUGGGCUAAGCCAUCGCUUACCAACAAGAGAAAGCUAAAGAAAAUCAUGGACCCACGACUAAGGGACCAAUACCCAUUAAAAGCAGCAGCCCAAGCAGCCGAGCUUAUACUCAAAUGCCUAGAAUCUGAUCCCAAAAAUAGGCCAUCCAUGGAAGAGGUGCUAGAAACCUUGAAACGCAUCAAUGAAAUCAAGGAAAAACCAAAUAGCAAGGAAGUUAAAGUUGCCACGAAUCAACCUCAGCUUCACCAUCAUCGGUCUCCGUAUCACCCAAAACAUGGCGGGGCCGGCGCCGGCAUCGGAGCUCGAACUCCUCCACAUGGGCGUAUGGAUAGGAGAGGUCGACAGUUGACACCAAAGGUAGGUUGAGUGGAAAGUCUUGUAAUAUGAUAGACUUUUGUUGAUGUAAAGGCCCAAUAUCAGGCCCAAUUAUUUUAUUUUGUUGGCGCUUGGUGCAUGAAACUCCUCUCCUUGUUGGAAAAGAAAAGAAAUUCCAAGUUUUUAACUUCUAGUGA
Vitis riparia (riverbank grape) is the source of this 1675-nucleotide messenger RNA. RefSeq names its product probable serine/threonine-protein kinase PIX13. Gene Ontology annotation, molecular function: protein kinase activity; ATP binding. The record is from RefSeq and is a predicted model, not a curated record. Lineage: Eukaryota; Viridiplantae; Streptophyta; Magnoliopsida; Vitales; Vitaceae. The coding region runs from base 249 to 1529 and encodes 426 amino acids. Gene Ontology annotation, biological process: protein phosphorylation. The transcript has 6 exons.